Vigna radiata var. radiata (mung bean) is the source of this 1282-nucleotide messenger RNA. Its product is annotated as UPF0496 protein At1g20180. The record is from RefSeq and is a predicted model, not a curated record. The transcript is spliced from 3 exons. NCBI's taxonomy places the organism in Eukaryota, Viridiplantae, Streptophyta, Magnoliopsida, Fabales, Fabaceae. The coding region runs from base 4 to 1098 and encodes 364 amino acids.
UCCAUGCAUCAAUCAGCAGGAUCAAGAAACCUUAUGUCGCCAAAAUUAAGAGCUUGGAAAACUCAAGAUGUGAAGGAGUGCAGAGAAGCCCUGAAAAGCAUAAACUUUCAUGAUGAGUACCAUAGGACACUAAGGACAAAGCCCUAUGUUGAUUUCUACAGUAAAGUUCAAUUACUUGCAAACCAGCCUUCCAUUAAUUACAACCAUGACAAUUUUUCAGAAGUCCUCCUUGAACCUUGCCAAGAAACUAUAUUUUCCAUCGUUGAUUCAGGAACCCUUUCAAAGACACCAAAACUCAAAAACCUUAUGCUUAGUUACUUUGACAUAAGCGCGGAGGCUUCACACAUUUGCUGUAAUCUUCUCAAAAGCAUCAGCCAAGUCCUCUCUUAUUAUCAGUUCAUUCAAAGAGUUCUGGACAUUAAGGAUGGUGACUCUUUCGAAACUUUUGAAGUAGUCAUCUUUGAGCUAAACUCAUUCACCUACUCAAAUGACCCGUUUUCAAACCUUAAAACCCAUGACUUCAAGCUCAUCAAUGAUAAGCACUCGUCAGUUUUGUGCCAUCUAAAGUCAAUGAGAAAAAGAGUGGGAAGGAAAAUUAAGCUCAUGAAGUAUUUGAUGAAGACAUCUUGGUUUUGUGUCACUGCAGCUUGUGCCUUAGUGGCAAUCACAGCCAUGGUUAUAGCCACACAUACUCUGACAGCAGUAAUCUUGGGGCCAGCAAUUCUCUGCUUCCCAUUUAAGCAUCUUAAGAGGGAGCUUAGAGGCUGUAAAGUUUCAAGAAAAGGGUCUCUUGGUAAAGUUUACGAGCAGCUUGACAUAGCAGCCAAGGGGACUUACAUAUUGAAUAGAGACUUUGACACGAUGAGUAGACUUGUAGCUCGGCUUCGUGAUGAAAUUGAGCAUAACAGAGAAAUGGUGCAGUUCUGUUUGGACAGGAAAGAAGACAAAUUAUCAUUUCAGGUUGUGAAGGAGCUUAAGAAAAGUGAUGUAGGAUUCAGGAAACAAGUGGAAGAACUUGAAGAACAUGUGUACUUGUGCCUUGUAACAAUAAACCAGACAAGAGCCUUGGUCAUUAAGGAGAUGAAAAGAUCAGUAUGAUGUCAUGGAGAUCAAUGGAAAACUUCAAAAUAAUUUGAAGAAACAUUCAUUAGAAUUUGAUCAAUCCUUUUUUCUUCUGUUAAGGUAUUAUUAUUACAUAACAAAUAAAAAAAUAACAAUUGGACAUUAUAUUAUUCACAAGCUAUCAGUUAUGAUUACUUCGUAUGGAACUUGGAGUGUGACA